Chironomus riparius is the source of this 828-nucleotide messenger RNA. NCBI's taxonomy places the organism in Eukaryota, Metazoa, Arthropoda, Insecta, Diptera, Chironomidae. The record is from the annotation of a GenBank genome assembly.
UAAAUUCUGUAACAGCGUACACGGUUUAAUUCUCUAUUGGAAAUCUAGAAAUACGACAAUAAAGACGUAACUUUUAAACUUCUUCUCAGCAUCUAUUUCAUUUCAAAUUGUUUGUUGUGCUUAAGCGCUUGUGAGGUGUUAAAUAUCAAGUGAAAAUAUUCAAAUAAUUUAGGUAAAAAUGUCGACCAACUUUCAAGUCGGAUUUAUCUCACAAAAGAAUUCUUCAAAAGUUUUGAAACCUCCAGGUGGUGGAAGUAGUGAUAUCUUCUCAGGAGAUGUUCAAACUACUCCUCGUUCCAUCAAAAACCACAUGAAAUCGAACAUUUUUUCAGCACCAUCACCAACAAAUAAGAACGGAGACGCACGUCGUCAACACGUCGACUCUCAUAAUCGUUUGUUUGGAGAUGUUGAUCGUAUGUCAACACCAGCUAAGAAUCACUUUAAAAGCAGUAUUCCAAUUGGCGGUGAAGAGGGUGUAGAUGGAUCAACAAAGCAUUCAAAUGGUGGCCACUUUGAUCAAGAAAAUGGAAUGAAUGGAAAACAUGCAGUCCAAAUGUCUUCAAAAUCUGAUAUUAGCAAAUCAUCAAUCUCUGAAAAUGGAUCUACAAAUCAUCAAAUAUUGAAAAAUCGCGUUCCACCAGGUGGAUUUGCUUCUGCUUUGUGGUAAUUAUUUAAAUGACUUAAGCAUAAAAUGAUUUUAACAAACUUAGAUUCACGAAAAAAAAGGAAGGCAGGCAGAAAAAAAAUUUAAUGCAUUGAUUACUAAUUUUAUGGAAUCGUGAAAAUUUCUUUUGAAACAACUUUCACAUCAGAUGAAUAAUGGUUAAU